This is a messenger RNA of Enterobius vermicularis (human pinworm), 1470 nucleotides long. Lineage: Eukaryota; Metazoa; Nematoda; Chromadorea; Rhabditida; Oxyuridae. The record is from the annotation of a GenBank genome assembly.
AUGACAUCCUUGUUAAUUCAUGAUUCAAGAUUGCGUGAUUGCGUUAACGGUAUGAAUGCUUUACCCUCAAAGUCCUUUGACUACAAAGAUGAUGACGAUGAUGCUCAUUUUGCAACAUCAUCAUCAACAAGACAGAAAAAUCGGCAGGAGGCAAUCAAAAGAUUUAAGCCUGUUCAUUUUUCAAUUUUAGGUGAGCCAUGCGUUGUUUGUGGCGACGCUGCGUCGGGAAUUCAUUACGGGGUUUCAUCUUGCAAUGGAUGCAAGACGUUCUUCAGAAGAGUUAUUAUAGAGAACCGCACAUAUUCAUGUAAGCAAAGUGGGGAUUGUCCGAUCGAUAAGGAUAUGAGAUGUUCAUGCAGGCAUUGCCGUUUCAAGAAGUGCUUAAGAGUCGGGAUGGACCGUACAGGUUUCAGUUUUUCAUUUCGAGUAGUCAUUUGUUCAGUAACCGGUUCCUCCUCUACUUUGUUUGUUUAUGAAAAUUCUCAUGAAUUAAACGUUGGGAGACGAAGGAAAAGAAAAGUAGCAAAGGUGGAGAAGAAUAAUGAGGAGAUCAUCGAUGUCGAGGAUCCACUGAUAUUUAGACUUUUAGAACUGGAAGACAAAUUCAUUGCAAUGUUGACUUCUCCUGCAGCUCCAGUGCAUUUAGAUUUUAAAGCUGCUUUUGUUGAUCCAGAAAGUAAAUUUGAUAUACCUGUCGAACAGUAUCGUGCCCAGCAGAUGCCGUCAGGAGAGCAAAUGAAUUUUUCUUUUUGGCGAGCAAAGAUUCUCUCUACGUUAGUGGAGUGGGCAAAAUCAUUUGAGUGUUUUCAGAAAUUGUCAUCGGAGGAUCAGCAAAUGUUGAUCGUUCAUGCAGCUUUUUCUAAUUUGGUCCUUUCUGAAGCUUACCAUACGAACGAAAAGUACACCGAUCGAAUUGUCUUUCCUGAUGGUCUUGCCGGUUUUAGAAAUCUCUCCGCAAAUAUUCUCAAGGAGAGAAGUGGGUUAAUACCGACGGUAGUGGCCGUUAUAAAUCAUAUAUUAGUGCCGAUUCGAAAAAUGCAAAUGACUAGGGUAGAAUAUGUUCUCUUACAAGCAGUUAUUCUUUUUGAUCCAGGAACUGGGCUGGAACAUCAUCUUGACGUUAAUAUGCAUCUGUGCGCUGUUUUGAGCUGCUUUUGUAUGGUUGAAUAUUCCGAAAGUGGGAUGCCUUUUUAUGUGCAGUGCGUUUCUCUUUCUGAGGAUGCGAAGCGGCUUGUUGGGGAAGAAAGACACAAGCUUCUUCGUUGCUUACGACAACAUCUAAAUAGGCGGUACGACCCGAUCGAAGGUGCUCAUCGAUUUGGUUUAAUUUUACUGAGGAUACCUAAUGUGCAGAAGGUAGCAGCUUUUAAAAGGGAGACUCUGUGCACAAUAGAAACCUUCAACUUGAUGUCACCUCAUCCAUUGACAAUGGAAAUCUCAAACAAGUAUCCGGACGUAUCUUUUUUUUAA